AUGGUGAGGUUUACAAGCAAGAGGCCUAUUCUUCUUCAAGGUCACGAGCGUUCGUUAACGCAAGUCAAGUACAACGCCGAGGGCGAUCUGUUGUUCUCUUGCUCGAAGGAUGAUACAGUGAACGCCUGGUAUUCGCACAACGGGGAGCGGCUGGGAACAUAUGGGGGACACAACGGAACUGUGUGGACACUGGAUGUGGACUACCAAACAAAAUUCCUCGUCACAGGAUCCGCCGACAACAUGAUGAAGCUCUGGGACGUAGAAACAGGGCAAUGUCUCUAUACAUGGGAGUUCUUGACUGCUGUUAAGCGUGUAGCAUUUAGUGAAGAUGGAGAGCUCAUCGUGUGUGUAACGGAGCAGCGUGCGGUUGCCCAGGGUGCUAUUCGCGUUUUCAAGAUCAACAGGCAUGAUGGGCGGAUCCAGGACCCAGAACCGAUAUCACUCUUCCACCCUAUCGGUACGAAAGCUACAUUGGCCUCCUUCGGGUGGGAUAGCAAGCACAUCAUCACUGGUCACGAAUCCGGCAAGGUUGCCAUUUUCGACGCCAAGACCGGUGAAGAGCUUCGCGCAAACGAAAAGGCACAUCACGAGCCUGUGACUGACCUGCAGCUUGCUCCGGAUCGCAGUUAUUUCGUUACGAGCAGCAAGGACAAGAGUGCUAGGCUUCACGAUAGCCGAACGCUUGCCGUGCUCAAGACCUAUACUACUGAGACGCCGCUGAACAGCGCAGCUAUUGCACCUCUACGGCCAUAUGUUCUUUUGGGAGGUGGACAAGAUGCAAUGAGUGUGACGACCACAUCGCUACGUCAAGGCAAGUUCGAAACCCGGUUCUGGCACAAAGUCUUCGAGGAGGAGGUUGGGCGCGUUCGUGGUCACUUCGGUCCUAUCAAUACCAUUGCUGUCCACCCUGAUGGCCGGAGCUAUUCGUCUGGCGGCGAGGAUGGCUUUGUCAGGGUACACUUUUUCGAUGUCAGCUAUUUCAAGGCGCGGCCGUACGGUGACCUUGAGGCAGAAGAGUAG
Dacryopinax primogenitus is the source of this 1020-nucleotide messenger RNA. Its product is annotated as WD40 repeat-like protein. Gene Ontology annotation, molecular function: protein binding; translation initiation factor activity; RNA binding. Gene Ontology annotation, cellular component: cytoplasm; eukaryotic translation initiation factor 3 complex, eIF3m. The coding region runs from base 1 to 1020 and encodes 339 amino acids. The transcript has 6 exons. Gene Ontology annotation, biological process: cytoplasmic translational initiation. The record is from RefSeq and is a predicted model, not a curated record. Lineage: Eukaryota; Fungi; Basidiomycota; Dacrymycetes; Dacrymycetales; Dacrymycetaceae.